GUCUGGCUCCAUUUUGAGCGCUGGUAUUUUGCUGGUUUUGUUCCAAACUUGGUACCCAAGAGGUUGGUUUGGUUGAUGUCUGGAACCAGGACUGGUCCAAAUCUGUGGCGGAGAGAAGACGAAUUCAUGUUCGUUUUGUGACCGAGAAGACGCUCGGAGCAGAAUUAGCCUCGGAGUUAGCGUUCUGCUAGCGGCUAAAGGCCUCCAGCUCGACUGGGAUUGUGGCCUUUUUGCUCCUCGUCGCUGUUAUUCCUGAAUGACCGCGUCUACGUGGAUAUCGAUGAGACGACACUCGAUGCACCAGAGGUGGAAGAGCUGCUGAAAACCAGUCCUGAUGAGAGAAAGAUGGACAGAGUCCACGCUCAGGACAACAGUCUGACGGAAUCGAGCUCCGAGUCUGAAAACACUUGCAGAGAAAAACCUGAGGCCACAGUGUGUCCUCCAGAUGUGCAGCAGCUGCUUGUGGUUAAAGAUGAGUUUGAUCCUGAUGAGCAGGACUGGAGUUCCAGUCUGGACCAGGAGAACUCAGAGCACCCACACAUUAAAGAAGAGCAGGAGGAGCUCUGGACCAAUCAGAAGGCAGAACAGCAUCAAGACCUGGAGGACUACAGUGGUGAUGUCAUCAAGUUCACAUUGACAUGUGUCCCUGUCAAGACUGAAGAUGAAGAGAAACCUUCAUCCUCACAGGUUCAUCAAAACCAAACUGAGAAGAACAGAGAGGCACAUUCUCAUUCUACCAACCAAACCAAACACAUGAAAACAGAUGCUGGUGGAGAAAAGGACUGUGGAGGACCAGAACCAGACAAAAACUCAGAUCCACAGACUCAAUUACCAACAGAUAAUGACGAAGAAGUUCCAAGUUCUUCUGGUCCAGACACUGAUAACAGUGAUGAUUGGACUGACACCAGUGAUUCUCAGCCAGGAUUACACUUUCCAAAGAACAGAGAAGUCCCUUUAAGUGGUAAAAGGAAAUCUACUGAGAAACCAUUUGGCUGCUCUGAGUGCAGUAAAACAUUUAAGGUCAGAAGCGUUUUGAAUACUCACAUGAGAAUUCAUACAGGAGAGAAACCGUUUAGUUGUGAGUGCGGUAACAGAUUUCACCGCAAGAGUGAUCUCGUAACACAUAUGAGAAUUCAUACUGGAGAAAAACCGUUUAGUUGCUCUGAGUGCGGUAACAGAUUUCGCCGUAAGUGUGAUCUGAUAACACAUAUGAGAAUUCAUACCGGAGAGAAGCCGUUUAGUUGUUUUGAAUGUAGUAACAGAUUUCGCCGUAAGACUGAUCUGGCAACACAUAUGAGAAUUCAUACAGGAGAGAAACCAUUUAGUUGCUCUGAAUGUGGCAGCAGGUUUCGUUGCAAAGGUCAUUUGACGAAACAUACGAGAAUUCACACAGGAGAGAAACCGUUUCCCUGUGCUGAAUGUGGGAGCACAUUUCGCUGCAAGAGUAAUCUAAAGACACACAUGAGAAGACAUACGGGAGAGGAAAAAAAAAGAGAGAAAGCAUUUAGCUGCUUUGAAUGUGGUCACACGUUUCGCUGCAAGGCUAAUCUAAAGAGACACAUGAGAAUUCAUACAGGAGAAAAACCAUUUAGCUGUGCUGAAUGUGGUCACACUUUUCGAUGCAAUACUAAUCUGAAGACACACAUAAGAAGUCAUACGAAAGAGAAACCAUUUAGCUGCUCUGAAUGUGGUAAAAGAUUUGUCUGCAGAAGCAGUCUGAUGAAACAUACAAGACUUCACACAGGAGAGAAACCAUUUAGCUGCUCUGAAUGUGGUAAAAGAUUCACGGAAAACUCAAAAUUAAUAAAACACAUGACUUGUCAUAUCGGAGGAAAACUUUUCAGCUGUUUGAUUUGCAGGAAAAGCUUUCGGAAGAGAGGCAAUGUUGAGAAACACAUGAGUGUCCACAGUGGAGAGAUCGGGGACUUCUAACAAAUGGUUUCAAAAAAAUUCACAGAUUUCACAAAAUGAUCAAUGCUGGGUCAUACAGCUGUUGAGAGUGUAAACCGUCUAUCAUCAGCCUGCCAGACCCUCAUGACAGACGGACAUUAUACAUCCCAACACAAUAAGAUCUGUCAAUGUCAAGACUGAAAAGUAUGUAAGGAACUGGAGGUGGAAGUAAGGGAAAACAUCUGGGAGCAUCAGCCAGCACCAGUCUCAUCCAAUGGAGAAGUAAGUAUCUUCUAGAGCCCAGCAGGAAGACAGUUCAAAAGAGGUCCAACAAAACUUGACAUAAUCUGGAACAAGCAAGAGAAAACAACCAAAAUUAUCUACGUAACACUCCCCAAUGAUUAUGGCCUGAAUAGAGCUGACGGGGAAAGAUCACAAAAUACCUUAAAAAUGAAAAAGACCUUAAAAAUGACCUACGAACAACAUGGUCAUUGAAAGAAAUAGAUGUAAUUCCAAUUAUGGUGGGGCAACAGGGCUUAUGAAGAAGAACCUGAAGAAAUACCUUGAGGCAAUCCCUGGUCACCCAAGUGCCCAUGAGGUGCAGUUAUCCGCAAUUAAAGGAAUGGUGACCAGCCUGAAGAGAGCCCUUGGACACAAUGCCAGUAAUGUUUAGGGUGGAACUAUGAACCCUGGGUCUGGGACCCAUUACAUUCUAUUAAAAAGAAAUCUAAGACAAAUGGAAAAAACAGAGAGACCUGACAUCAGCUCAGUUGGCAGUAAAGGUAGUAGGACAAGGGUUAGGGUAGGUUUUUGUUGUUUUGUGCUUGUCCCACACCCAGACUUUUGAUCUUCAGUGAUAAAAAUGAAUGGUAAAGAAACGUUUUUUCUAAUGUUUCAAAAUAUCUCUG
Messenger RNA from Thalassophryne amazonica, 2798 nucleotides. RefSeq names its product gastrula zinc finger protein XlCGF57.1-like. Bases 346 to 1932 code for a protein of 528 amino acids. Gene Ontology annotation, molecular function: RNA polymerase II cis-regulatory region sequence-specific DNA binding; DNA-binding transcription factor activity, RNA polymerase II-specific. Lineage: Eukaryota; Metazoa; Chordata; Actinopteri; Batrachoidiformes; Batrachoididae. The transcript is spliced from 5 exons. Gene Ontology annotation, biological process: regulation of transcription by RNA polymerase II. The record is from RefSeq and is a predicted model, not a curated record.